This is a messenger RNA of Serpula lacrymans var. lacrymans S7.9, 997 nucleotides long. RefSeq lists its product as uncharacterized. NCBI's taxonomy places the organism in Eukaryota, Fungi, Basidiomycota, Agaricomycetes, Boletales, Serpulaceae. The record is from RefSeq and is a predicted model, not a curated record. The transcript has 4 exons. Bases 295 to 771 code for a protein of 158 amino acids.
ACAUGUUCACUUCACACACCCUUGACCAUCACAUUUUUGCUUUACAAAUUGCCAUUGCAGCGUUUGAAUUCUUGCUCACAUGGCAAGCAAACCUCUCGAAUCAGCGUCCAAAACAAUGGGCAACUCAGUGGAUACCAAACAACAGCUCGAAAAACUGGAGGUGCCUUUCUUUAAAGCCUUACUCACUGGGACCAAACCCAAAAGUCGCGGCUUGCCCACAAUUCACCUAACCAUAGUUGCUUCAUCUAUUCUCACCGCAGGAUUGGUCAUCACUUCAUAGUAGAGUGGAUCAUUAUGUUCACGAGCAUCGUAUCGACAUACAUCCUCCCCAUAUUUCUAUGGUGGGCACGUGCAGCUGUGUAUUUAAGUGCUACUGUCGUCGAAAGGCGGAACGAAUUCAAGGUUGAACGCAACAAUAUUGAUACAGUCGAUGCAUGCACACUUAUACUGACUAUGUCAGUAUUGCACUACGUUUCCAUCUACUUGAUAAGUAGUAUUAUGUCUGUUGCUGCACAGUUUGCGACGAGUCCUUGGCCGUAUAACAAUGGCGAGCCCCGUAUCCACAAAUGCACAGUCCUUUCUGGCCUUCCGCAUCGUAUGACUACUACGCAUGACGGAUUAUAUGAGUCGUUCCCUACAUACGUGCUGGCUGCUGGCCUCACGCUAUACUGCCUGCCUGCCUCGGCUCCCUUAUCUUCUACCACCUCCCCUGCCAUUUCCAUCGCCGUGCCUUCCCUCGUCCUUCGCGUAUUCUCUAAAUUGAUUGUCUGACCUUGCGCGUACUUGACAGGAAUGCACAUUUUGCGCAGCACAGCGCAUAUGUUCGCAGAAAUAGCUCUAAUACUGGUGUUUUUUAGGCUUGGUUCAGGAGCUCCGUUUAGGAGCGUAAUAAUUGGACGUGAUCUUCGCCUCUACUGCAUAAGGUCUUUAUUUAUUAGCUAUGCUGUAUAUAAGUACUGGUAUAUAAAUUUGCUUGUCGAGGCGCGUCUCGUCACAA